Rhincodon typus (whale shark) is the source of this 951-nucleotide messenger RNA. RefSeq names its product electron transfer flavoprotein regulatory factor 1. The coding region runs from base 149 to 406 and encodes 85 amino acids. NCBI's taxonomy places the organism in Eukaryota, Metazoa, Chordata, Chondrichthyes, Orectolobiformes, Rhincodontidae. Gene Ontology annotation, biological process: respiratory electron transport chain. The transcript has 3 exons. The record is from RefSeq and is a predicted model, not a curated record. Gene Ontology annotation, cellular component: mitochondrion.
UUCCCCAGCCCGCUGCCGCAAAGGACUGUUUACGACAGGGGCUGGCAGUCAGUUUGCGGCAACGGCUUCCGUCUCUGCACCAGUGGCCCCCAUCACCUUGCGCUUCUGGCUGUCGGUGUCUGCUGCCGCCGAGACAGUGAAAAGCUGGAUGGCAAAUCCUUUAAGAAGUGAAGUAAUAAAACUGUAUAAAAACUUGCUGUACCUUGGCAAAGACUAUCCAAAAGGAGAAGACUACUUCAGAGAUCGUCUUAAGGCAGCUUUCAUUAAAAAUAAAGAUGUUACAGAUCCUGAACAAAUCAAGGCAUUAAUAGCUCGAGGAGAGUUUGUGAUAAAGGAACUCGAGGCAUUGUAUUAUCUUAGGAAAUACAGAGCUAUGAAACAACGUUAUUAUGAGAAGAAUGAAUGACCUUAUGAUGGGGGCAACUUUGACACCGCAAUUUGAAGAUAUGCAGAAUGUACCACUUUACAAGUAUGGCUCUGGGAUUUGGUCAAAUUCUCUACAUCUAUAUGCAUGUCUUAAAAUGCUGUUUAAAUUGGUUAAUUAAGAAUGGGACUUUUAAGAAGCCAUUGGUAGGAAGUGUUCAAACAAUAUCUCUGGAAUACAAGUACUAAUGCUGGUCAGUACUCAAUCAGAUUUUGCUAUAUUAGCAUAAUUCGCAUGGAACCUGCUCAAUCAUUGCAACUAAUGGAUAUGCCUGUCAAAAUCCAAACUGAUUUAAGAAUGUUGGCCUUUGAUCAAGAUUAUUGCUGCCCAAUUGUGCCAUGAUAGUAAUAAAAUGAGAUCCAUACUUUUGGGGUAAACCAGUUUUAAAGCGUGCCUUUCAAUUAAUAAGCAAUUACAAUUACAAUGCAAAUUCUGAAAACCAUGCAACAGUUGCAGUUUUAGGCAACUGCAAUGUGUAUUGUAAAAUGAUAAUAAAAACACUGGUGCAAAGAAGUUUGCAGACAAUA